Molecule: messenger RNA, 968 nt
Organism: Andrographis paniculata
Lineage: Eukaryota; Viridiplantae; Streptophyta; Magnoliopsida; Lamiales; Acanthaceae
Product: probable bifunctional TENA-E protein
Exons: 3
Coding region: 24-818 (264 amino acids)
Cellular component (GO): cytosol
Source: RefSeq, a predicted model, not a curated record
CUGUUUCUAGAAAUCUGCGAAGCAUGACAUGUGCUGAUCGGUGCGGUGCGGUGCGGUGCCUACUUUCUAUUUCUUCUUCUUCUUCGUCUCCUUCACCGGUUAAAAAAGUGAAACGCAUAGAAGAACAAAAUAAAGAAAUAAUGGAGGGGACUGACGGAGUGACAAUCACUGAAACGUGGCUGAGGAAGCACACGCAGAUGUACGUCGGAGCCACGCGACAUCCUUUCAUUCUGGAUAUCCGCGAGGGUUCCGUCGAUCUCUCUUCCUUCAAGCGGUGGCUGGGACAGGAUUACAUAUUUGUGAGAGCAUUUGUCCCUUUUGUGGCGAGUGUAUUAGUAAAAGCUUGGAAGGAAUCUGAUGAUAAGUCAGAUGUAGAAGUAAUUUUGGGCGGUGUUGCUGCUUUGAAUGAUGAGAUUAGUUGGUUUAAAAAGGAGGCUUCCAAGUGGGGCGUUGCGUUGGACUCCAUUGCGCCUCAACGGGCAAACCUUGAGUAUUGCAGAUUCUUAGAGAGUUUAGCAGGGGCAGAGAUGGAGUACACCAGGGCAAUAACAGCAUUCUGGGCAAUUGAGGUUGUGUAUCAGCAGAGCUUUGCUCACUGCUUAGAAGAUGGCUCCAAAACCCCAGAGGAACUGAAAGAGACGUGCCGAAGAUGGGGCAACGACGGUUUUGCUGAGUACUGCCGUACACUGGAAAGCAUAGCAAACCGUAGAUUGGCGCAGGCAUCGGAUGAUAUGCUCGCCAAAGCUGAGCUCAUUUUCUUGCAGGUACUGGAACAUGAAGUAGAGUUUUGGAACAUGAACCAUGGAGGAUCCGCAUGAAUCUUUAAUUCCAGAGAUCAAAUCAAAUCGUUAGUGUUGUGUUACGUAUGACCAAUGGCUGGUUACGUUGCUAAACAAGUAUGAGCGAGUGUUUGCAAUUUUACUACACUAAGUGUUUCAAGCCAUGCAAAUAUCUUUUUUCGUUUGGAA